UUAUUUAAAAGGUCAAAUGGUAUCACUUGCUGCAGUUUUAGUAGUAUUAACAUCUCCUUUUAUAUGCAGAUCCCAAAUGUCCUACCUUUUCAGAGUGAUGUCUCUCGUUUUAAUUCUUGGGACUAUGCAAGGUGCCUUUCUAUAUCGAAGAGCUCAGAACCCUGAAGUGAACAUGAACAUUAGCCAAAUUAUUUCUUAUUGGGGCUAUCCAGAUGAAGUGUAUGAUAUUGUAACUGAAGAUGGUUACAUCCUUGGCCUUUAUAGAAUUCCUUAUGGGAAGACAAACAGUGACAGUUCAGCUCAGAGGCUUGUUGUCUACUUGCAACAUGGUUUGUUUACAUCUGCCAGCAGCUGGAUCUCCAAUCUGCCCAACAACAGCCUGGGCUUCAUUCUGGCAGAUGCUGGUUACGACGUGUGGAUGGGGAACAGCAGGGGGACCACCUGGUCCAGGAAACACAAGUACCUGAAGACAAAUUCCAAAGAAUUCUGGGCCUUCAGUUUUGAUGAGAUGGCAAAAUAUGACCUCCCAGCCUCCAUCGACUUCAUCGUGAAGCACACGGGACAAGAGGAGAUAUUUUAUAUAGGCCAUUCCCAGGGCACCACUAUUGCUUUCAUAACAUUUUCCACAAUACCACAGAUAGCUGAAAGAAUCAAAAUAUUUUUUGCCUUAGCUCCAGUUUUUUCUAUCAAAUACUCAAAGAGCCCUUUAAUUAAAUUGGCAUACAAAUGGAGGUCAGUGUUAAAGGCUUUUCUUGGCAACAAAGACUUCCUACCUAAUACCUCAUUCAAAAGAUUUGUUGGCUCAAAGCUGUGUCCACUGAAGAUUAUUGGUAAGAUUUGCCGUGAAAUCUUGUUUAUGAUAUAUGGAUAUGACCAGGAGAACUUAAAUAUGAGUCGUGUGGAUGUGUAUUUGUCACAUAACCCAGCAGGGACAUCUGUUCAAAAUAUGCUACACUGGAGUCAGGUUUUUCAUUCUAGUCACUUGAGAGCUUUUGAUUGGGGCAGUCCUGUUCUGAACUUGGUUCAUUUUAAUCAGUCCACUUCUCCAUUUUACGACGUGAGGAACAUGAACGUAUUGACAGCGACUUGGAACGGGGGCAAUGACUUGUUGGCCGAUCCUCAAGAUGUGAAAAAUCUACUUUCUGAAAUUACAAACCCUAUUUACCAUAAAACUAUUUCUUUCUACAAUCAUAUAGACUUUUUGUUCGGUUUAGAUGCAUAUCAGCAAGUUUACCGUGAAAUCAUUGACAUUAUCCAAGGCAGUCUAUAAAGAACUACAGUAGCCUGUGUUGAAGGAUCCAUUUCAU
Molecule: messenger RNA, 1307 nt
Organism: Lontra canadensis (Northern American river otter)
Lineage: Eukaryota; Metazoa; Chordata; Mammalia; Carnivora; Mustelidae
Gene: LIPJ
Product: lipase family member J
Exons: 9
Coding region: 17-1270 (417 amino acids)
Biological process (GO): lipid metabolic process
Cellular component (GO): intracellular membrane-bounded organelle
Molecular function (GO): hydrolase activity, acting on ester bonds
Source: RefSeq, a predicted model, not a curated record